CUAAAGCCGAGAACUUGAAGGAAAAUACACCAUGAAGCUAUUCCUGAGUGUCCUACUGGUCACUCUGGCUCUUUACUGCUGUGAAGCCAGUGCAAUCACCUGUCCAGACUUAGCAACUGAUAUGAAAGGCUUCCUUCUUAAAGAAAAAAACAUGUACGAGAAAACACUUGAGAAAUAUAACGCACCUCCAGAAUUCAUUGAGGCCAAGAUGAAAGUGAAGGCCUGCACAGAUGAAAUGUCCUUUGGGUCCAGAUUGCUAAUUGAGAAGGCAUUGGGGAAAAUCAUGCUGAAAUGUCUAAUAAACUGAUAAACUAAUACAUCUGUCUUGCAAUAAUCACCUAUUCUGGAAAAUGUAAAGGUUUCAACAUCUUGCUUCAAUAAAUCAGUU
Molecule: messenger RNA, 388 nt
Organism: Mustela erminea (ermine)
Lineage: Eukaryota; Metazoa; Chordata; Mammalia; Carnivora; Mustelidae
Product: secretoglobin family 1D member-like
Exons: 3
Coding region: 32-307 (91 amino acids)
Biological process (GO): signal transduction
Source: RefSeq, a predicted model, not a curated record